Messenger RNA from Dunckerocampus dactyliophorus (ringed pipefish), 1135 nucleotides. It is a transcript of the gene cskmt, whose product is annotated as citrate synthase lysine methyltransferase. The coding region runs from base 188 to 952 and encodes 254 amino acids. The transcript is spliced from 2 exons. The record is from RefSeq and is a predicted model, not a curated record. Lineage: Eukaryota; Metazoa; Chordata; Actinopteri; Syngnathiformes; Syngnathidae.
UAUACAAUAUAUUUGACCAACCCAACAAAAAACGUGUUUGUGAAAAUAAAAAGAAGCGGAUUAAAAAAUAUCGCUCAUCAUGCAAGUAUCGAUCCGAUACUGAUACUACUACUUGAUUCGAUUCGCUGACAUUACGUGGGAGUGAACGCUCCUGUCGUUCAAUAGUUAAGCUCCAAGCCAAACGAAGAUGACACCGUUGUUGUCAAAGACGUUGACAAGUCGUGGAAUAUUUUCAGCUAUUUAUGUGCGACUUCAUUCGUCUCUUACGUCUGAACUGAUUGAAAACAUGGACAAGAAAGCCACCUGGGACCGCUUCUAUUCUGAGAGCAGCAGCAGAACAACCACAUUCAAGAACUUUGAGUGGUUCUUUGGCUUUGAAACUGUCCAGAACUUCAUCAUGCCCAUACUACAGACUAUGUCCAGCACUGAGGCUCCAGUCCAGGUCCUGGAUAUGGGCUGUGGCACCUCUGCGUUGGGUCCCUCCAUUUACCAGCACUGUUCUGUGCCAGUGCGGGUCACAUGUGCUGACAUUUCCCCUGUUGCUGUGCAGCUCAUGCAGGAGCACGUGCUGGCUAAAGCUAUCCACCCUCGCAACUCAUUUUCCCAGCUGGACUUUGUGGAGCUAGACUGCACGCAGCUGCACAAACACUUUGGUCCCUGCAGUGUGGACCUUAUAGUAGACAAGGGCACCACAGAUGCCCUACUGAGGUCCAAGGAAGGGCGAGGGAAGGCUCGCCUCGUGCUGAAGCAGUGUUUGAAGGUGCUGCGGCACUCAGGGUCUCUACUCCAGUUCUCUGAUGAGGACCCGGAUGCCAGGCUGCUGUGGCUGGAGACAGAAGCACGGGAGAGGUGGGCAAUGGCGGUAAAUGUUGGGCUGCAGGAAGUAGGGGAAGUGAGGGGUGUGUGUUACUACUGCUACCAAUUGACUCCUCGUCUGAAUGUGCAGCACUGACUAGUCCAAAUGUUUCAAAUAAUAAAAAUGAAAAUUGAGUAUAGAGUUUGUCUUCUUUGGAAGGCCAGAUUCUGUCCACAUGCUGUGCAGUCUUCAUGUGGGAUACUCAAUAUAUUCCGCACAUUAUUGAAAGCGCAAAUCCAUGUCAAGCAUCAUUUAUGAGUGUAGUGCGCCCUCUGGCGG